GACAAGGAGAUCUUUUUGGAUAUAGCAUGUUAUUUUAAAGGGAACCAUGUGGAUGACGUAAGACGAAUAUUAAAUAUUCGGGGAUUCUUUGCGGUAUCCGGAAUUAGAGUUCUUGUUGAUAUGUCUCUCAUAUCAAUUGAUUCAACCGAGGAAACCAUAGAGAUGAACAAUUCGCUUCAAGAAAUGGGAAGAAAAAUUGUUCAUGAACAAUGUAUUCGCAAUCCCGGUGAACGCAAUAGGUUGUUCAACGAUGAGGAUGUCUAUCAUGUACUGAAAAGAAACACUGGGACUCCAAUUGUUGAAGCCAUAUUGGUUAACUGGUUUAAGAUGGAAAAUCUGCAGUUGAAAUGUGCAGACUUCAGAAAGAUGCCUAACCUAGAGAUGCUAAUUGUAUUUAACUCUGAAGAGUGUGGCACUUACUGCAAAUUAACCGCUUCUCUAGAUCUUCCUGAUUCUCUGCGUUAUCUUUACUGGCUUGGAUAUCCUUUGACAUCUUUGCCGUCGAAUUUUUCUCCUGAACAUCUAGUUGAGCUUAAUAUGCGCAAAAGCCAAGUGAAUAAGCUGUGGAAUGAAGAGCAGAGACCUGUGAACUUAAGAGUGAUCGAUCUGGAGUGGUCUAAAAAUCUAACUGAAGUUCCAAAUCUCUCUGGGAGUCCAAACAUUGUGCGCAUAAAUCUUUGUGGCUGCAAAAGUUUGGCUGAACUUCCUAGGUGUCUUCAACAUCUCGACAAGCUUACUCAUCUUGAUCUUUCAAUGUGCACAAGUCUCAAGUAUCUUCCAGAGAUGCCAGAGAAUAUUGAAUUCUUAGAUUUAUUUGGUAGUGGUAUAAAGGAGUUGCCUGAAUCAGUUUGGUCUCACGAAAAAAUUUCUUACUUUAAUAUAAGAGAAUGCAGAGACCUUAAGAAACUUCCAAGCAACAACUGUAAGCUGAAAGUCUCUGGUUGUUUUGAUCUACAGGGCUGCACAUCUCUUGGAGAGGUUUCUGAGCUUCCCAGCGAUAUAAGUGAAUUAUCAUUGGUUGGUUGCGAGAGCCUUGUGAGUAUACCAACCAACAUUUGUAAGUUGAAAUCUCUCAAGAAACUCAAUCUCUCUAGGUGCUCUAAACUUGAAAACUUACCGGAGAUCUUGGAGCCAAUGGAACAUUUGGAAUAUCUUAGUUUAAGUGGAACAGCUGUUCAGGAGCUACACUCAUCAAUCAAGUUUCUCCAUGCUCUAAAAAAAAUUGAACUACGGGAUUGCAAAAGGCUUUCAAGUAUCCCGAGUAGCAUUUGUAAGUUGAAAUCUCUUGAGACAUUUGAUCUUUCUUGGUGCUCUAACCUUGAAAACUUCCCAGAGAUUUUGGAGCCAAUGGAACAUUUGAAAUCCUUAAAUUUAAGCGGAACAGCUGUUCAAGAGCUACACGCAUCAAUCGAGUUUCUCCCUGGUCUCAAAAAUAUUAAACUACAAGCUUGCAGAAGGCUUUCAAGUAUCCAAAGAUCAUUUGCAAGUUGAAGUCUCUCGAGAGACUUGAUCUCACACGUUGCUCUGCUUUUUACGAAUUCCCUCAAAUCUUGGAACCAAUGCAACAUCUGAACUUUCUUAGUUUGGAAGGGUCAGCGGUCGAAAUGCUUCCUGUUAACAUGUGUCUAAAGUAGAAGGGUAUGCAAAGAUUAUGUAAAUAUUAGGAGUCUUUAUUUAUUUAUUUUUUUUUGUCGAAAAAUAUUAGGAGUCCUUUAUUAGGAAGGAUAUAUUUUGUGUCUUUUAAUGUUUCCUUGUGGAACAAUGAUUGUAUGUGUUACUGUGUAUAUAUCUUUGAUUUUGUGAAUAAUAACAUAACAAGAAUUCCAGCCGUA
Molecule: messenger RNA, 1832 nt
Organism: Pyrus x bretschneideri (Chinese white pear)
Lineage: Eukaryota; Viridiplantae; Streptophyta; Magnoliopsida; Rosales; Rosaceae
Product: disease resistance protein RPP2B-like
Exons: 3
Coding region: 121-1491 (456 amino acids)
Biological process (GO): defense response
Source: RefSeq, a predicted model, not a curated record